CUUUUUGCUCAGCACCUUGCUCUCUUCAAAAGGCCCCCAAGGUCCCGCCUGCCCUUUUCCUGGUUUCCUCAAUUAAUACACAUCCUCCAAAAAUGUCGCCAGCACCAACAUCAGGCAAGGACUCUGGCACUGCCAGGAUUCUGGGUUCCGGGACUUCAGGUAUUGCUGAGCUGCUCAUUUUCCACCCCGUGGACACCGUGGCGAAGCGUCUGAUGAGCAACAAGUCCAAGGUCACGUUCGCAAACUUGUCGCCCAUCAUCUUCCGAGACGCCGCCACUGCACCCCUCGGCAAGAGGAUUCUGUCUCUGUUCCCUGGUCUCGGAUAUGCCGCAGGUUACAAGGUCGCCCAGCGAGUGUACAAGUUUGGUGGUCAACCCUGGUUCAACGACUUGAUCAACAAGCAUUACAAGACGCAGUUCACCAAUACCUUUGGAGAGAGGAAGGGCAAGAUGAUGAUGCAGGCUGCUGCUGGAAGUUUGACCGGUAUCGGUGAAGUCGUCCUCCUCCCGCUCGACGUCCUCAAAAUCAAGCGACAAGUGAACCCGGAGGCCUUCCGCGGCCGCGGCGUGCUCCGCAUCUUCGCAGAGGAGGGUACGGCGCUCUACCGCGGCUGGGGCUGGACGAUGGCCCGAAACGCGCCCGGGAGCUUCGCGCUCUUCGGUGCUUCGGCCGCGACCAAAGAAUACGUCCUUGGCGUCGAGGACUACUCCAAGGCCACUUGGGGCCAAAACUUUAUUGCAUCCGUCGCGGGUGCGGUUGCCUCGAUCACCGUCGCUGCACCGCUGGAUGUUGUCAAGACCAGGAUUCAGAACGCCAAUUUUGAUAGAAAGGUUAGCGGCGUCACGGUGGUGAAGGAGUUGAUCAAGAAUGAGGGCCCGACGGCGUUCUUUAAGGGUUUGACGCCCAAGAUCCUUGUUGUUGGACCUAAGCUCGUCUUCUCGUACACCCUCGCCCAAUCGCUCAUCCCCCUCUUUGGCAAAUACGUAUAA
Molecule: messenger RNA, 989 nt
Organism: Coprinopsis cinerea okayama7#130
Lineage: Eukaryota; Fungi; Basidiomycota; Agaricomycetes; Agaricales; Psathyrellaceae
Product: mitochondrial carrier protein
Exons: 6
Coding region: 93-989 (298 amino acids)
Cellular component (GO): mitochondrion
Molecular function (GO): guanine nucleotide transmembrane transporter activity
Source: RefSeq, a predicted model, not a curated record